AUCCCCCGUCGGUGUCUGGGCCUCGUCCCCUUCUCUGUCUCCCUCUGUUCCCCCAUCACGUCCCCCGACACUGACACCCCAUUGCUCCCGCGGUUUCCCAGUCUCAGCUUUGGUCCCCAGACCGGUCCACCCGCGGAUUUGCCUGGAGCCCGCCCCUAACUCUGCACCCGCCCCCCGAGGGCCACUGAAGAUCAUGACUAAGACAGAUCCCGCCGCGAUGGCCCCGCCGCCCCGGGGGGAACAGGAAGAGGAGGAGGAAGACUAUGAACCCGUCCCUGAGGUCCCUAGCCCCACUCAGGAGCGCCGGCAGAAGCCUGUUGUGCACCCCUCAGCACCUGCUCCCCUCCCCAAGGACUACGCCUUCACCUUCUUCGAUCCCAAUGACCCGGCGUGCCAGGAGAUUCUGUUUGACCCGCAGACCACCAUCCCAGAGUUGUUUGCCAUUGUGCGCCAGUGGGUGCCCCAGGUCCAGCACAAGAUAGACGUCAUUGGCAAUGAGAUUCUACGUCGAGGCUGCCAUGUGAAUGAUCGUGAUGGGCUGACUGACAUGACACUGCUCCAUUAUGCGUGCAAGGCUGGGGCCCACGGAGUCGGGGACCCCACGGCAGCCGUGCGCCUCUCGCAGCAGCUGCUGGCGCUGGGCGCGGAUGUGACCCUGCGCAGCCGCUGGACCAACAUGAACGCGCUUCACUACGCGGCCUAUUUUGACGUGCCCGACCUCGUACGCGUGCUGCUGAAGGGCGCACGGCCGCGAGUGGUGAACUCCACAUGCAGUGACUUCAACCACGGCUCAGCCCUGCACAUCGCUGCCUCCAACCUGUGCCUGGGCGCGGCCAAAUGUUUGCUGGAGCACGGUGCCAACCCGGCACUCAGGAAUCGAAAGGGACAGGUACCGGCGGAGGUGGUCCCAGACCCUAUGGAUAUGUCCCUGGACAAGGCAGAGGCGGCACUGGUGGCCAAGGAGCUGCGAACACUGUUGGAGGAGGCUGUGCCACUAUCUUGCGCCCUCCCCAAAGUCACGCUACCGAACUAUGACAACGUCCCAGGCAAUCUCAUGCUCAGUGCACUGGGCCUGCGCCUGGGAGACCGCGUGCUUCUGGAUGGCCAGAAGACGGGCACACUGCGGUUCUGCGGGACCACGGAGUUCGCCAGUGGCCAGUGGGUGGGCGUGGAGCUGGAUGAGCCCGAGGGCAAGAAUGACGGCAGUGUUGGGGGUGUCCGGUACUUCAUCUGUCCUCCCAAGCAGGGUCUCUUUGCCUCCGUGUCCAAGAUCUCCAAGGCAGUGGACGUGCCCCCCUCAUCUGUCACCUCCACACCCCGGACUCCCCGGAUGGACUUCUCCCGGGUUACGGGCAAAGGUCGCAGGGAACACAAAGGCAAGAAGAAGUCCCCAUCGUCCCCCUCUCUGGGAAGCCUGCAGCAGCGUGAUGGGGCCAAGGCUGAGGUUGGAGACCAAGUCCUUGUCGCGGGCCAGAAGCAGGGGAUUGUGCGUUUCUAUGGGAAGACAGACUUUGCUCCAGGUUACUGGUAUGGCAUUGAGCUAGACCAACCUACGGGCAAGCAUGAUGGCUCUGUCUUCGGUGUCCGGUACUUCACCUGCCCUCCGAAGCAUGGGGUCUUUGCACCAGCAUCCCGUAUUCAGAGGAUUGGUGGAUCCACUGAUCCCCCUGGGGAUAGUGUUGGAGCCAAAAAAGUACAUCAAGUGACAAUGACGCAGCCCAAACGUACCUUUACAACAGUCCGGAACCCAAAGGACAUUGCAUCAGAGAAUUCUAUCUCCAGGUUGCUCUUCUGCUGCUGGUUUCCCUGGAUGCUGAGGGCAGAGAUGCAGUCUUAGAGGCCCCGGAUACCUGACACAGACACAGAGUCCCCUCUAGCGUCUCCUGACACAGGAGCCCCCAAGUCACCCUGAGAUAGAGAUACCCAGUAACAUCCAGAAUAGAGACCCCCAUUAGCCAGCCCUCAAUCACUGAGGCCCCAUUAUUAACAUUCUCCCAUGAUAGCCCCCCAAUACAGACCCCACAUCACCCAGAAAGAGAUUCCCUGAGUAGCACCUUCAGGCUAGUCCCUAUCCCCAACCCCUCAGAGCAGACCUCCCAAUUAACAGAUUUCCACAUCACCCCAAAUAACAGUGACCCUUUCCACAUAAUGCUCCACAACAGAACCUUGAGUCACUCAUCACUGGAUCAGAAACCUCCCCCUUUAACAAAGACCCCCUCUCAAGUCCCCUUGAAGUAAACAUAGGUCACACCUCCAGAACAACAGAGUAACAAACCUUUGUGUCACUAUCCCCCAUUUAAUGUCAGUCCCCUCAAGAUGUGACCCCACGGUCACCCUGAUUCUAACCCUGCAAUCAGACAUUCCUUCCAUUAACAAACACCCUUGUUCUUACCCCUCAAGAAAAGACCCACCUUAACCAGCCCAUUGUCACCCCCAAUUUACAGACACCAAAACAGUCCUGGAAGUGCUAAUUACAGGACUCCCAAGUCUUCCUACCCUCUGCACCCUCAAGAAACCCCCAGUGCCUUGUAUGAAGCCCACCCCACAUGGCCCACAGCCCCUGUGUUGGCCAGGCUCCCAGAAAAUUCUCUAUUUUUUAAGUAAUGACUUCAAAAAUGACCCCCAAAGGGGGACCCCAAAAUUUGGAGGCUGCAUGCUGGGAUUCUGGGGAUCCCAAACACUAGAGUACAUAUGUCCCAAACUCCCCCGUGCCCUUAAGUCCUAUAGCUCCUAGAAGACUCCAAGGCCCUAACUCCUAGGACUCCAAAAUCAUGGAAUCCCCAAAUCCCCAGGGAAUCCCAAAUUGAAAAACCCAAUCACAAGCCCCCAGGAAACUUCAGUCACAAGGUCCUUGUGCCUGGGAUGGAGGAGACUACAAUCAGGAUAUGCAUUCCAGGUUCCCAGGGCACCUCAAGCCCUAUUCACAGGCACCAAGAGACCCCAAAAAGGAAUUCCCAUCCCUGGAAACUGGAGGACUUCAAUGCCCUGAGUCCAUGGAUCUCAAAACAAUCAAAUUCCAAGAGAACCAGCCCCAAGGGAAACCCAAAUCCUAAAACCUCCAUCUCUAAUAUAUGGAGGGUCCCAAGACCCUGAGGGGAAUCCCAAAUCCUGGAGCCCCCAUUUCAAUCUAUAUUCUGGUCAUAGGUCCAAGACAUCAAAUCUAAGUCACUGGCCCCAAAGGACCUCACAACACCUGGGCCAGACCAGCCUGAAGGAGAACAUGAAGGCCCAAGGGGUCCGGGGUGGACCUAAGGCCCUGAUCACCAAGGACAGCUCACGACUGCCCCUUCACUGCAUGUCCCUAAACUUAGCAUGACCCCUGUCCUCUUCAAUAAAGGCGUUUC
Cynocephalus volans (Philippine flying lemur) is the source of this 3344-nucleotide messenger RNA. It is a transcript of the gene CLIP3, whose product is annotated as CAP-Gly domain containing linker protein 3. The coding region runs from base 194 to 1837 and encodes 547 amino acids. Gene Ontology annotation, biological process: cytoplasmic microtubule organization. NCBI's taxonomy places the organism in Eukaryota, Metazoa, Chordata, Mammalia, Dermoptera, Cynocephalidae. Gene Ontology annotation, cellular component: cell cortex; nucleus; microtubule plus-end. Gene Ontology annotation, molecular function: microtubule plus-end binding. The transcript has 14 exons. The record is from RefSeq and is a predicted model, not a curated record.